UGCAGCCGUUUAACUCUUUCCUCGCCUGCUGUUUGUGUCCUAUCAGUGGAAGAUGGCGACCAGAGUCCUUCAGAGCUCUCUCUCCGGCCUCUAUCGGGCUGCACACACGGGCCGGGCGAAAGGACGCGCUUCCGCUGUUAUCAGGUUUGAUCUCAGGGGUCUGUCAGCAUCUAAUAACCGGAGCCGAGAGGACAGCUGGUUCAAAUCACUGUUUGUGCGGAAGGUGGACCCCAGAAAAGACGCUCACUCCCAUCUGCUAGCCAAGAAAGAGGACAACAACUUGUAUAAAAUCCAGUUUCACAACGUGAAGCCCGAGUGCCUCGAGGCCUACAACAAACUCUGUGAUGAGGUGCUGCCGUCCAUCCACGCAGACAGCUGUUACCCGUGUGAGCUGGUGGGCACCUGGAACACCUGGUACGGGGAGCAGGACCAAGCGGUGCACUUGUGGAGGUACAGAGGAGGAUAUCCAGCUCUGACUGAAGUCAUGAAUAAACUGAAGAAUAACCAGGACUUCCUGGAGUACAGGAAGGAGAGGGGGAAGAUGCUGCUGUCUCGCAGGAACCAGCUGCUGCUGGAGUUCAGCUUCUGGAACGAGCCGGUGCCCAGAGACGGACCCAACAUCUACGAGCUGCGCUCCUACCAGCUGAGACCGGGCACCAUGAUUGAAUGGGGCAACUAUUGGGCCAGAGCCAUCAGCUACCGGCAGCACAACCGCGAGGCAGUGGGCGGCUUCUUCUCUCAGAUUGGAAACCUCUACAUGGUCCAUCAUCUCUGGGCGUAUAAGGACCUUCAGUCCCGAGAGGACACCAGGAACGCUGCCUGGCAGCACGAGGGCUGGGAUGAAGUGGUCUAUUACACCGUGCCUCUCAUUCAGCACAUGGAGUCCAGGAUCAUGAUCCCGCUGAAAGCAUCUCCUCUCCAGUAGUGCGUCCAGCAAACCAUCACCAAUUCAUCCCCAUGAGCUCCAGACAUCAGACACCUUCACUGCCGUCUCCCAUCACGCACCACACACUUGUUGAAGUCAGGAUUGAAGGCUGUUACUGUCAGUGAUCUGAAAUCUACCUGGAAACACAGCCAGAGAUCUGUUAAAUAAAGUUUCGUUGGAGGAUUUAAAGGAAGGGUUGUAAAAGUGCUUUAAAUGACUGUAGGUGUAGAGUAUUAACCCUUUCUGGUUCGGUACAUCUUUGAUUCCUCAUAUCUGAAAGCCUCAGUUAAUGCAGAUGUGUAUGAACCGCUUCCUGUUCACCCUGCUGAGAAAGAGCUGCAGUCUACUCCUGUAUUUAUUACAUAUUUAUAAGGUGUAAAUAUAACCCCCACACAUGAUGACUAUCUAAUGUUUUAAUAACAUACAGCAGAACCCAUCCUACAUAUUAAGAUGAAGUCUAAAUACACUGUUGGGGACUAAAUCGCCCUUGUUUAAGCCAAUCUGUGGAGCUGGAGCUGGACAAGCCUCAUCGGGGACAUAUUGUGUGCAAAAUGAUUUUUUUUUCUUAGUUGUAUUUGAUUUUUACUCCAGUGUUUUGUGUUGUGAAAUGCCUGCGGUUCUGACUGAUUUAGUUCUGGUGUGAUCGUGGCAUGCUCAGUCUGCUGUACUCUGAUUCAUCAGAUCAGUCCUGUAAUCAAUAAAUCAUACAUGAUGCUUCUACCACA
Messenger RNA from Carassius auratus (goldfish), 1650 nucleotides. RefSeq names its product nipsnap homolog 2 (gene nipsnap2). Bases 53 to 925 code for a protein of 290 amino acids. NCBI's taxonomy places the organism in Eukaryota, Metazoa, Chordata, Actinopteri, Cypriniformes, Cyprinidae. Gene Ontology annotation, cellular component: mitochondrion. The record is from RefSeq and is a predicted model, not a curated record. The transcript has 10 exons.